This is a messenger RNA of Laetiporus sulphureus 93-53, 2595 nucleotides long. RefSeq lists its product as uncharacterized. The transcript is spliced from 15 exons. The record is from RefSeq and is a predicted model, not a curated record. Gene Ontology annotation, molecular function: FAD binding. The annotation marks the transcript as partial. Lineage: Eukaryota; Fungi; Basidiomycota; Agaricomycetes; Polyporales; Laetiporaceae.
GUCACUGGUGCCUCUUCUGGCAUGGGUCGCGCCAUGACCGAGCGCGUCCUCUCCGAAGGCGACAUCGCGGUCGCCACCCUCCGCAAGCCCCAAGUCCUGUCCUCCCUCUCCGAGCAGUAUCCCGCCUCCCAGCUGCUCGUGCUCAAGCUCGACGUCACCCAGCCACAAGAGAUUUCUGCCGCGUUCGAAGCCGCCACCGGCGCGUUCGGCCGCGUCGACGUCGUGUUCAGCAAUGCCGGAUACGCCAUCCUCGGCGAGGUCGAGAGCGUUCCCGACGCGGAGGCCCGCCGCCUCUUUGAUACUAAUUUCUGGGGCGCUAUGAACGUCGCUCGCGAAGCCGUGCGGCAGUUCCGUGAGGUGAACAAGCCCAUAGGCGGGAGGCUUAUCACCAUCGUCAGCGCGCUUGGGGUUGCGACCAGCCCUGCGUUUGCGUAUUACAGCGCCAGCAAGCAUGCGCUGGAAAGCGGUCUCGAAUGUCUCUCCAAGGUUCGUGCUCCCGCAUCAAUCCUCGUCCAUCCUGAUGAUCUCACACUGUACUUCCAGGAAUUGAAUCCAGCGUGGAACAUCAAGAUGACCAACAUCCUCCCGGGUGGCUUCGCGACGCGCGGCGCGCAGCCCGAGUCGCUCGUCCAGACGCCUCCGCACCCGGCCUACAGCUACCCCGACUCGGCCGUCCAACAGCUCCGCGUGUACAUCCCCAACGCGCCUCUCCCGGGGGACACCGUCAAAGCGAUGAAGAUGAUUUACCACAAGCUUUCGAAGGACCCGAACCCGCCGCUGCGCGUGCCGCUGGGCAAAGACGCGGUCACGGGCUUCCGAGCGAGAGGAAAGCUCCUGCUGGACGACGCGACGAGCACUGAGGUGCUUUCGGAGGAUUUGCUCAUUGAGGGGAAGGAGCUCAUGACUAAUUUGGAUGAGCACGAUGCGUGCGAUGCUGGUGAACUAUCGUGCAGGCACAAAUCACUUCGAACGGCUUCCCUGUACCAGUGUAGGCAGCGGCUGCGGCCUCUUUGCACAUCAAUGUAUUUGGAUGGCGUUGCUGAUACGUCUCUACAGCCUCAGCUCAUAGACACGCCCAUAUGCAUCCCAUUGGCUUCGGCGGCUCCGAUGUACUCAUGUAACACGUUUGACGAACCUGAGCCGCUCAAUGUGUACGCACUCCCGUCUCGUUCCCUCGCACCCUCUGAUUUCCAUCAACAGUGCGACUCACUGAACGGACUCUUCCCUUCCAACGUAUACUAUCCGAACAGCACCGUCUACGCGCAGGAAGAGUCCACGUACUACUCUUUGCAGCAGGCCGAGCAGGUCCCCGCAUGCCGGGUUGUGCCAACGAGUGCAGAAGAUGUCGCCAAAGUGGUGCAACUGGCUACGGAGAAUGAGUGCAUCUUCGCAGUGCGCUCUGGAGGGCAUAUGAACUGGAAGGGCUCCUCGAAUGUCGGCCCUGCGGGAUUUACGAUCGAUCUGCAGCAGCUCAACCAGCUUUCGCUCUCGUCCGAUCAUAGCACGCUCUCUAUUGGCCCGGGUAACCCUUGGGCGGAUGUGUACGAGUUUAUAGCUCCGCUGAACUUGACUGUGACGGGAGGCAGAGCUUCUACCGUCGGCGUGGGCGGCUUCCUCAUGGGCGGUGGCAUAAGCUUCUUCAGUUAUCAAUAUGGCCUCGGAGCCGGGUACAUCACGCAGUACGAGAUCGCCCUCGCCAAUGGGACUCUCGUGAAUGCAUCCAGCGAAGACAAUGCUCCCCUUCACUGGGCACUUGCCUUAGGCUCUACCAACUUCGGUGUCGUGACGCAAUUUACAAUGGAAACGUUUGCUCUCGACGGCAUGUGGGGAGGCACUUUGUCUCUCGACAUACAGCAAGCGCCGGCAGUCAUGGAUUACUUCCUGACGUUCAUCAACAAGCUUGUGGACGAUCCCAAGGGCCUCUCUGCAAUUACCAUGGCAUGGAACCCAACUGCGCAGGACUAUGAUAUGUUCCUCUCGAUUGCAUAUCUGGAGCCUGUCAGCUAUCCGCCUCUCUUUUCCGGUCUGGAGCAGUUUACUUCCAAUGCGACGGAGAACACGCUCGAAAUCACCAACCUGACGGCCAUCACUGCAGCGUUCGCCGCCGGGGACCCGUCUGGGACUCGUACCGCGUGGUGGACGCUGACAUUUGAGGCAGAUAAACAGCUUGUCCUGGAUGUUCAGCAGUACGGCCAAGAGCUGUUCUCGGACCUGGUUGCGGUGAACGGGACGGCUUGGAGUCUGAAUAUUCAGCCUAUCAAUAACCAAAUGAUUACCGCGACGCAGGCAGCGCAUAAUCCGGCUGGUUUGCAGGGAAGCAAUCUCUUCUUGAUUCUUCAAGAAGUGACCUGGGAGGAUGCUACUCUAGAUGAAGUGAUCGAAGACCGAUCAAGAGACUACCUGGCAUGGGCAGAAGCCCUUGCGCGCGAACGCGGGCUCCUCAACCGCUUCCUGUAUCUGAACUAUGCAGAUGGAAGUCAGCCGGUCUAUGCUCAGAUUGGUCUCGACAACCUAGAGAAGCUUCAAGCAGUCAAGAGUGCCUACGAUCCGGAUAAUGCGCUGGGCAGAUUGUGGCAUGGAGGAUUUAAGUUCUGA